AACAAAUUUUAAAUUGUCUAAUAAAUUUAAUGUUUUCUAACAUUUAAUGCUUCUAUCAUUGGUGCAUACAUCUUUAAUGUUUUACACACAAGAGGACAAUCUUAUCAGCACUCGACGAGAAAGAGUAUAUUUAGUUGCUGGUGUUGUUUAGUUCUUUUCGCAUCGCUGCUCUGGUAAAGUUCUACGUUACCAUCGCACUUGUAACAAGAUGUCUCGUUUGUCGUAUACCUACAGAGGUGUUAUUGCUCCAGCAUUUGCUCCUUUCAGUAAUAAUGGAUCUCUUAAUUUGGACAUUAUACCACAAUAUGCGUCAUAUUAUACAAAGAAAGGUAUCAAAGAUAUAUUGGUUAAUGGCACAAAUGGUGAAGGAAUGGCAUUGUCUGUUGCCGAAAGAAAACUUAUUACUGAAACCUGGGUAAAGGUAGCGAAAGAAACAAAGCAACACCUGAUGAUUCAAGUAGGAGGCGCACCUCUUCCUGAUGUUAUCGAACUUGCGAAACACGCAAGUAGUCUAUCAGUGGAUUCUAUACUCUGCUUACCAGAAUUGUACUUCAAGCCUACUACUCCUACACAACUGAUUGAAUACUUGGAAAUAGUUGGUCAAGCAGCACCAAAGACACCAUUAUUAUACUAUCACAAUCCUAUGAUGUCGAAUGUUAACAUACACAUGGGACAAUUUCUUCAAUCAAUUGGUGAUAAAAUACCUUCAUUCGUGGGUAUAAAAUUCGCUAGCACAAACUUAGAGGAGGGAGCGCAAGCGUUACGUGCUGAUAACAAAAAAUAUGUUAUUAUUUUUAGCAAUAAUCAGUUGAUAAACGCUGCAUAUGCAUCGGGGAUGGAUUAUUUCAUGUUAAGCAGCAUAAAUGUAUUUCCGGAACUUGUAUUGGAUCUUCUUGCUGCUUGCAAGAGUGGAGAUACGUUAAGAGCUAAAGAUUUGCAAGAAAAACUUGCAAGCGCUGUAGAUGCUAUAGCGAAACAUGAUAAACAAGUGCGGGUUCCUAUGAAAAUAGCAACGGCCCUUCUUACUGACAUUAAUACAGGAGUACCUCGUGCACUACCUAAAUCCGUUCUUUCCGACACUGUAGAAACUAUGAUAAAAGAUUUAACAAACUUAGGCUAUCAACCAAAAAUUAAAUAUUACAAACAAUGAAAAUAUUGUCCUUCUCUACCUAUCGUAUUUAUAUAGCAUAUAUUAAUAUAAAUACAAUAAUUAUCUGUUUUACAAUUACAAUAAAUUACCUAAUCAUAAACAUAAAAUAUCGUUACUGUAACGCGCGCAUUUUUUUUAAAUAAAUAUCUCUAAUAAUCAAAAAAAUUAAUUCAUAUUGUUACAAUUUUGUCAAUUUUGUAAAUAUAUAUCAUAAAUAUAUUGUAAA
Messenger RNA from Solenopsis invicta (red fire ant), 1376 nucleotides. RefSeq names its product N-acetylneuraminate lyase B. The transcript has 8 exons. Bases 209 to 1150 code for a protein of 313 amino acids. Lineage: Eukaryota; Metazoa; Arthropoda; Insecta; Hymenoptera; Formicidae. Gene Ontology annotation, molecular function: 4-hydroxy-tetrahydrodipicolinate synthase activity; N-acetylneuraminate lyase activity. Gene Ontology annotation, biological process: N-acetylneuraminate catabolic process. The record is from RefSeq and is a predicted model, not a curated record.